CCAAUUUUAGACGUUCUAGGCGCAAUCAGCCAAUCUCGGUUGGGAAGGCGGAGGCACCAACUUCACUGAUUGGCUGGUUUGAAAAUAACUGGACGCACGCUUUUCACAAUUUCAUCCUCAUAUUUUGCUUGGUAAAAGUUAAAGGUCACUCACUUCUAGCUAAACGUGCAAGGUAAGUCAUUGUUUGCUAAAAGCUACUUUAUUAACUAGCAGUUUCAUGUGAGUCACAUACAAAUAAUCGAAUAGCAAUAACCUUAUUUUGUAGCUAGCUUGAAUAUAGCUUUGUUAAACUGAGUUUAGUCACCCGCAUCUUUGGUUUAGCUAACGUGACUUGUUUACUAGGUAGCUUGAGCAAGUUUGCCGAACCAAUCAAACGUUUUGCUAGCUAUCCACAAUAAUUGUAAAUUGCCUAAGUAAUUAUUUUUUAAAUCUGGCUUCAAAAACAAGAACACGUUUUUAACCAAGUUAGCUAACUAGAUAGAAAACAAUGAAUGGCACUGCAAACUCGCUCUAACUUUAACUUUUGUCUAACUUCUGUCUCAGGACAUUAGCCAUCUAUCGUCAUGGGAUCCAGCGAGAGCAAGGUUGCUGUGGCCUCAACGCCCAAACCUGUCCCCAGCCAGCGUAUUAGACACGAUCGUCUCUCUCAGCUUGUCGACCCACGGUCUCCAUCUGUGACCAUUGACCGCACACCCAUUCAGGUAACGUUUGCAUUUUCAUUUGGGCCAGCAUUUUUAUUUGAAAAUUGUUUAUUAUUUAAUAACUUGUAACUCAUGCAUUUGAAUACUCUCGAAUCAUGUGUAAUUAUUCUAUGUUUACUGUAUCCGUUUUGUAUGUAGAUUGUGUAAAAUUACAUUUACAUUUACGUCAUUUAGCAGACGCUCUUAUCCAGAGCGACUUACAAAUUGGUGCAUUCACCUUAUAGCCAGUGGGAUAACCACUUAAUUCCUGUCUGUUCUGGCUGUAUAUUUUAUCUGUUAUUGGCAGCACCAUUUCACCAAGUCUAAUUCUGGGUAAACUGUACUUGGCGUAUGGAGCCCCACAGUGGAGGUGUCAUAAUACCCAUAAAACCUAGCAGUCAAAGAGGGAAAUAGUUCCAAUCAUUUUAACACAAAAAAUUUUUAACACUUAAAAUAAGGGCUGUUUAGUGUAGGCUUACCCUGGCGUGAGGUUUUGAUACCCUUGUAAAUCUCUCUAGGACAAGGUGACUUAUCAAUAUAUUGGCCUGUAUUUACCCCCCCCCCCCCCCCCCCCCCCCCCCCCCCCCCCCAUUUAAAUGCUAAUGUGGCUAUCAUAAAGAACUACAAAUGCCAUGAUGAUCUGGAACGGACUGCUGAGUCCAGGCAAAGGUAAGAAUCUCUGGAUUAACUAUCUAAUGUUAGCUAAAUGCAGUAGGUAAUUAAUCAAUUGGCUACAUUUCUGUACAUGGAGAAUUCUGUGAACUGUCUUGUGUAAGUUUUACAUUGACAGUGCCUGUUAGCAAAGGUGUGAACUAGAGAUGCUGUGCAGGAGUUUGCAGGGAUUUGUAGUUUUGCAUGAUGUCUACUUUGAUGCUAAUUAGCAUUUUCGAAUCUGAUUAAAUAGAGCCGAAAAAUUGAUAAGUCACCUUGUCCGAGAAAUUUACAUGGUUAUCAAAAUGUCACGCCAAGGUAAGCUUACAUGAAACACAGCCCUUAUUUUUAAGUGUUUCUAAUAUCCCCUAUGGGGUGGAAAAACAAUUGGAAUCAUUUUCCUGUUUGACCCCUAGGUUUUAUGGGUAUUAUGACACCUCCACUGUGGGGCUCUAUAAAAGUGAUUCUGAUUCACUUCCUGAAUUGGUUGAACACCAACAUCAAAUACACUUUUUUUCAUCUGUGCCAACAUUACUAGAUUGAACACUAAGAUUACUAGAGACGAUAGGGCAGAGAGACACUACACAUUAAGGCACUUACAUUACAUAUAAAACAAAGAGAACAGUACAUCAGAUAACAUUAUUACACCACAAUGUACGUGUGUGUAGAGUGCUAGUGCUUGUGUGCGUCUCUUCACAGUCCCCGCUGUUCUCUAAGGUAUAUUUUAAUCUACUGCUUGCAUCAGUCACCCGAUGUGGAAUAGUUCCAUGUAGUCAUGGCUCUAUGUAGUACGGCUCUAUGUAGUACUGUGCGCCUCCCAUAGUCUGUUCUGGACUUGGGGAUUGUGAAGAGACCUCUGGUGGCAUGUCUUGUGGGGUAUGCAUGGGUGUCCAAUCUGUGUGCUAGUAGUUUAAACAGACAGCUCGGUGCAUUCAGCUUGUCAACACUUCUUACAAAAACAAGUAAUGAUGAAGUCAAUCUCUCCUCCACUUUGAGCCAUCAGAGAUUGACAUCCAUAUAAUUAAUGUUAGCUCCCUAUGUACUUUUAAGGGCCAGCCGUGCUGCCCUGUUCUGAGCCAAUUGUAAUUUUCCUAAGUCCCUCUUUGUGGUACCUGACCACAUGACUGAACAGUAGUCCAGGUGUGACAGAACUAGGGCCUGUAGGACCUGCCUUGUUGAUAGUGUUAAGAAGGCAGAGCAGCGCAUUAUUAUGGACAGACUUCUCCUCAUCUUAGCUACAGUUGUAUCAAUAUGUUUUGACCAUGACAGUUUACAAUCCAGGGUUACUCCAAGCAGUUUAGUCACCUCAAUGUGCUCAAUUUCCACAUUAUUUAUUACAUUUACAUUUUAGUCAUUUAGCAGACGCUCUUAUCCAGAGCGACUUACAGUUAAUGAAUACAUAUAUAUAUAUAUAUUUUUUUUUUUAUACUGGCCCCCCCGUGGGAAACGAACCCACAACCCUGGCGUUGCAAACGCCAUGCUCUAUCAACUGAGCUACAUCCCUGCCGGCCAUUCCCUCCCCUACCCUGGACGACGCUGGGCCAAUAAUGCGCCGCCCAUGUGUCUCCCGGUCGCGGCCGGCUGCGACAGAGCCUGGAUUCGAACCAGGAUCUCUAGUGGCACAGUUAGCACUGCGAUGCAGUGCCUUAGACCACUGCGCCACUCAGGAGAUAUUACAAGGGUUAGUGAAGGAUUUGUUCCAAAUACAAUGCUUUUAGUUUUUGAAAUAUUUAGAACUAAGUUAUGCCUUGCCACACAUUCUGAAACUAAGUGUUGCAGUCAUUUCAGUCGCUGUAGUAGCUGACGUGUAUAGUGUUGAAUCAUCCGCAUACAUAGACACACUGGCUUUACUCAAAGCCAGUGGCAUGUUGUUAGUAAAGAUUGAAAAAAGUAAGGGGCCUACACAGCUGCCCUGGGGAAUUCCUGAUUCUACCUGGAUUAUGUUGGAGAGUAUUCCAUUAAAGAACACCCUCUGUGUUCUGUUAGACAGGUAACUCUUUAUCUACACUAUAGCAGGGGGUGUAAAGCCAUAACACAUAUGUUUUUCCAUCAGCAGACUAUGAUCGAUAAUGUCAAAAGCCGCAUUGAAAUCUAACAAAACAGCCCCCACAAUCUUUUUGUAAUCAAUUUCUCUCAGCCAAUCAUCAGUCAUUUGUAAGUGCUGUGCUUGUUGAAUGUCCUUCCCUAUAAGAGUGAUGAGAGUGGCAAUUUGUUUACAGGACAAUAGCAUUGUAUCUGGUCAAACAUUUUUUUCAAAAAGUUUACUAAGGGCUGGUAACAGGCUGACUGGUCGGCUAUUUGAGCCAGUAAAGGGGGCUUACUAUUCUUAGGUAGCGGAAUUACUUUUGCUUCCCUCCAGGCCUGAGGGCACACACUUUCUAGUAGGCUUAAAUUGUAGAUAUGGAAAAUAGGAGUGGCAAUAUCGUCCGCUAUUAUCCUCAGUCAUUUUUCAUCGAAGUUGUCAGACCACGGUGGCUUGUCAUUGUUGAUAGACAACAAUAAUUUUCACCUCUUCCACACUCACUUUACAGAAUUCUAAAGUACAAUGCUUGUCUUUCAUAAUUGAGUCAGAUAUACUUGGAUGUGUAGUGUCAGCAUUUGUUGCUGGCACGAAGUGCCUAAGUUUGCUAAUCUUGCCAAUGAAAAAAUCAUUAAAGUAGUUGGCAAUAUCAGUGGGUUUUGUGGUGAAUGAGCCAUCUGAUUCAAUGAAUGAUGGAGCUGAGUUUGCCUUUUGGCACAACAUUUCAUGUAAGGUGUUCCAAAGCUUUUUACGGUCAUUUCUUAAUCAUUUAUUUUUGUUUCAUAAUAUAGUUUCUUCUUUUUGUUUAGUCACAUGAUUUCUCAAUUUUCAGUACGUUUGUCAAUCGGUUGUGCUGCCAGACUUAUUUGCCAUACAUUUUGCCUCAUCCCUCUUAACCAUACCAUUUUUAAAUUCCUCAUCAAUCCAAAUUUUGUUUUUAAUCAUUUUCUUAAUGGGUGCAUGCUUAUUAGUAACUGGAAUAACCAAUUUCAUAAAUGUGUCAAGUGCAGCAUCUGGUUGUUCCUCAUUACAAACCACAGACCAGAAAAUAUUAUUUACAUCAUCGACAUAAGAAUCACUACAAAACUUAUUGUAUGACCUCUUCUAAACAAUAUUAGGCCCAGCCUUUGGAACUUUGGUUUUCCUAGGCAUGGCUAUUAUAUUGUGAUCACUACAUCCGAUGGAUUUGGAUACUGCUUUAAAGCAAAUUUCUGCAGCAUUAGUAAAGAUGUGAUCAUUACAUGUUGACAAUUUAAUUCCUGUGCUGUGUGUAACUACCCUGAUAGGUUGACUCAUAACCUGAACCAGGUUGCAGGCACUGGUUACAGUUUGAAGCUUUUUCUUGAGUGGACAGCUUGAUGAAAGCCAGUCAAUAUUUAAAUCACCCAGAAAAUAUACCUGUCUGUUGAUGUCACAUAUAUUAACAAGCAUUUCACACAUAUUGUCCAGAAACUGACUUUUAGGACUUGGUGGUCUAUAGCAACUUCCCACAAGAAUGCGAUUUAGAUGAGGCAGAUUAACCUGUAAUAUUACUUCAACAGUAUUUAACAUGAGAUCCUUUUUAAGCUUUACAGGAAUGUGGUUCUGAAUAUAGACCGCAACACAUUGGCAUUUCUGUCUUUUCGGUAGAGGUUAUAACCAUGUAUUGCUACCACUGUAUCAUCAAAGGUAUUAUCUAAGUGAGUUUCAGAAAUAGUCAGAAUAUGAAUGUCAUCUGUUACUAGCAAGUUAUUGACUUCAUGAACCUUGUUUCUUAGGAUUCAUAUGUAAAUAUGGGCAGUUUUUAGCACUUUUCUGGGAUGCUUGAUUGUUUUUAAUGCUUUACUGGGAAGCUUAUCAGAAGUAGACUUGCUCAUGUUAUUUAUAUUGGAGCUGCACACAGUGGACUUCCUACUACAGCACACCACCUCAGUGCUAACAGUAUAAAAUAACUCUGGUUCAUAGGCACAUGAUUACUGCAUACAAUAGCUGUAGGAUCAACAGAGGUAUUCAGGGCAGUUAGGGGGACAUACAUUUAAGCUACUUACAUUGUGUCUGCCAACGCCCCUGGGAUAAUGUACAUUUGAUGCAGCAUUAUGACAACUCAGCUACACAAUGGUAGGGAUUAACUGAGCUGGUCUUGGGUCAUAAGUCAUUGUCUCAACGCAGCCUUGAAAUGCGUGGACAGAUUCCAGGAGCCAAGAUGAUUUGGAUGGACAUCAUUCCUGUAGAGCAUCUUCUGUUUCCAGAAGGUGUCGAAGUUAUCUAUAAAAGUGAUUCCAAAAGAGCUACAGUAAUCUUUUAGCCAGGUUUGUAAUGCCAGUAGCCUGCUGAAUCUUUCACACCUGCGGCCCAACGAUGGUACCGGACCUGACAUUAUUGGCCUCUUUUUGGAAUCUUUCAGUGCUAGAAUCAGUUCUUUAAAAUCAAUUUUCAGAAGUUCCGAGCUAGCUAUCCUGAUGUCGUUUGACCCCUCGUGGACUAUGACACCGUCAGCUCCCGGCAUCGGUCGGAAGCAGCCUUGUAAUGUCCUGUUCUCGUGCUCCAGGAUAGCACAGGGUUUUUGCUACGGGAACCAAGAUGUUUCUUACAAUAGAGCUGCUGAUGACAACAGCUGGUGCAAUGGCUGAGGAGGUCUGGCCGUUCUUUUGCCUUGGGUGGUUUCGGAAACCCCUCGAGGAACGAAGGGCGGUGGGGCCCGAUGGACCAGAGCCAGCUGUAGGAUCCAUCGUGGAUGAUGAAUGGGCCGGCAUCUCAGGCAGCCUCACUGUUUAGAUGAGGGUGGUAGCUCUGAGGAUCUGAGCCCGAGGGAGACAGAACAGAGGGCGAAGGCGUAGGUACCUCCGGAUCCGAUCUUGAAUCGGAAGCCCCUUGGGAAGAAAGCGCCGGGAUCUCUGGAUCCAGGGCGGCAAUGCUUUUUCUGGUCAAAGGAAAGGGCCUUCCACAACUGUUGCCACAAAGUUGGAAGCACAGUCGUCUAGAAUGUCAUUGUAUGCUGUAGCGUUAAGAUUUCCGUUCGCUGGAACGAAGGGGCCUAGCCCCAACCAUGAAAAACAGCCCCUGACCAUUAUUCCUCCUUCACAAAACUUUAUAGUUGGCUCUAUGCAUUGGGGCAGGUAGCAUUCUCCUGGCAUCCGCCAAACCCAGAUACAUCCGUCGGACUGCCAGAUGGUAAACACGUCUGAUAAUCACUGAGAACAAGGCGAUGCAUACCUCCGGAUCCGAUUUGAAUGGAAGCCUUGGGAACACAACGCCUGGGUCUUGGCAUCGGGCAGGCAUUUGUUUUUCCUGUCAAGAAGGGCCUCCACAAUGUGCCAAGUUGGAGCAGCUCCAAUGUUGUUGCUUGCGUUAGUUUCGUUCGCUGGACGAGGCCUACCUAACCAUGAAACAGCCCUGACCUAGCCUCCUUGCAGAAACUUAAUUUGGCUCUAUGACUUGUGGAGGUAGCGUUCUAUGGUCGCCAUCCAAUACUCCUGCGGUAACUGCUGGUACCAUGUGUUAUCACUGCGUACUAUGUGUACAAUGACUGUACUUCCACUUGGAAAUUGCUCCAGGAUGAACCAACUUUGGGGUUAUUUUCUGAGGUCUUUGAUCAUCUUUUAUUUUCCCAGAGUCAAGCACUGAGUGACCAUGACAGCCAGCUCUUACGUUUUAGCCGAAGGCCAGACUUUAGCUGGGCACAAAUUAUGUACUAAACUUUGAACUGGAAUUAUCAUGCACUAAGAACCUGCUAAUUGUGGAAAAAUUACUUGUGUCACACAACGUAACGACAUUGCCAAACUAUAAGUUGGUUAAAAAGAAUUUUGGAGUGGUUGAAAAACAAGUUUGAAUGACUUCAACCUAAGUGUAUGUAAACUUCAACUGUAUGUAUGUUUAACAAUAAUGUAUUGAUGUUUUUCAGGUGGGUGGAACUGUCUCCUGUGUCCCAGUUGUGGUGGAGAGCGACUGCUCCAUUCUAGCCAGCGACCCUCGGUCACCCUCAGUCGGCGUCACCCGCACCCCAAUGAAGGACUCAAUGAGAGGUAACUAUCUUAACCAAGUGGCAAAGCUAUCCAGUCAAGCACUGGAAGGAUGCCUAGGGUUUAUUUGGGUUUGGUUAGAAUUAUUUGAUUUAUUUUAACAGGGUCAUGCUGAGACCAAGGUCUCUUUCACAGAUGAUCCCUGUAUACACAUCAGAAUAACACCAACAGGGGGUGACAGAGCGACGGGGAUGGCAUCCAGUUUCUUUGACUGGAGAAACAGCAUUAAGGCGUCUGCAUACUAGGUUUGAUUUGUUCCUAGCAGAACUCGGCUAGGUUACGUGAACAUCUGUGCCUCGCAUACUCCCUUAAAAAAUAUUCACUGAAAAACUAGAAAAAGGUAAUAGUAUUGUUUGUCCCUUUUUGAGAUGCCGUAGCUAGUAUAAACUUCCUCAAUAGUCAGAAUUCAUCUAAGAACUCAAAUCUGUAAUAAAUGUUGACGUUUUUGCAGAGGAGAUCUUAGUCGCGCAAUUUUACAUCUAACUAAGAUGUUUGGUGCAGUAUUUCUCAAGGAAUUUUUUUUCAUGAAAAGAGUCAUCUCUUGUUGAAUGACAACAAACACUUCAUUGAAGAAUCCAUACUGUUGACCAAUCACUGACGAAGGGGUGUAGACUUCGGCUACCGAACUUCGGCUUGCCUCAGGAAUUUCUUGUGUGCACACGAACAGCUGAAGAAACACUUGCCCAAUACCAAAACUUCAAACUUUCGUGAUAAUAUAUGCACAAACUGUUUCGGAUGGGAAGCAUGCGGACGCCUUUAGAUCCAGGGGUGGGCAUCAAAUUUUGGCUCGACGGCUUUGGAAAUUCAACGGAGGGCUGUAUUGAAUGGGCUCGCUGGUCGGAUAUGUAGUUUGCCCACCCUUAACCUAACGUAGCAGGCGUAGAAGAAACACCUGAAACUAGACUUUCCCCCCUACUUACUGGUCUUGAUGAGAAUGAUUUUUUUUGGGGGGGGAUGUUCUCUUCUGCACUGUUCAACCAAUUCAGUAAAUGUGGAGGAGUUAAGAUGGAGUGUCGCCUUGUUAAUGUCCAAAGUGGAAGUCUAUUUCCAUUUCCCCUGAAAACCGGAACAUUGUUAUUGGGGACUCUGCAGAGGCUACCCCUGCCCUAAACUGUAGAUGUAGCAUUGCCUGUUCAAUGCAUUUCAAAAAGCUUUUUGUCAAAUUUACACAAGUUUUAUUUUAAACUUUUGACUUUGUUUUUUUUGUUCCUCCAGUGACAGUUGGCUCCUUCGCCCGUCGCCUCGGCAUGCUCCUCCACGGUGACUCUGUAGAAAUAGUUGCCCCUGCGCCCUUUAACACGUUUCCCAACCUCAACGUGGAGGAGUCGGCAGUGGUGGAGGGAGAGUUAAGCUCCAGUGAGCCCCUUCUCUCCCCUCAGCCAUCACAGGUCUCCGGUGACAUGAUCCGGCCCUCUCCCCAGAGCGUGACUAGUCAUACGCUUCUCAUCCAGAGCCCCUUUGUUCUCGUGGGGGAGGCCCAGAUAGAAGUCGAGGCCGAUUUCACUCUGGAGGAAGCCGAAGAGGCCAAGGAGUCUUCACUACACAAGCGCCUGAGUAUGAGCUUGAUCACCUGCCACGACGGCAUCGCCCCAUCCCAGACCUUGGCCGAGGUGCACCACGAAAGCCCUGAGUCUCCUCUCCCUGACAACACUGCUGCUGAACUCCACAAGGACGAACCUGACCACGCAUAUGCCCUUCCCUCAAUCACCUCUGACCCCGCACAACCUCUGACCCCAAUGGCUGAACCAUCCAUCCCCACCGUUACAGAGUUAACUGAAGUCACUGUUGCUACGGAGAUGCCCAAAGCGGAGGAGAAAGUGGAGGUCCCAACACCAGUGGAGGAGCCAGUGAUGCCUGUCACGCAAGAGUCGCCUGUUGUACCAUCCCCCACAACCACUGGCCCAAGCCCCAGUGUGAGCCAGCAGCAGCCCAAAGCCACUGGGAUCCGCUGCCCCACCUUCGACACCAAGAGCCCCAGUCAAGUGGUGUUCAAGCCCCAGUGGCUAGGGAAGGGCUUCGGGGCCACAGGGGUGAGGGCCAGAGGGAGAGGAGGCAAGGGGGGCCUCGUCCUUUUCACCACGCUCCGUCCAGGUUGGAAACAAGAACACAGCCAAUGAGAACAAGGGGCAGUCGGUCAAACAGAAGCAGAGAGGUGCGUGGGUGUUUUUGUUGUCUUUAUAAUCUUUAGCUAACUUGUGUGUGAUUUUUUUAUAAAAAAUAAAAAAAAUGUAAACACUUUCUCUCCUCUCCCGUGUGGCAGACAAGGCACUCGUGGCUGAAGGCCGCUCCCCUCUGCAGAUGCUCAAGGAGACCAACUCACCCCGGGAGCAAGCUACACAGGUAUAUAGAUGGUGUACACUAGGGCUGUGACAGUCAUGGAAUUUCAGAUUAUGGUUAUUGGUCAGCCAAAUGACCACGGUCUCCGUUAUAACCGUUAGAAUAGGAAAGAAAUAGUAUAUAUUUUUUCGCAGUAGCAGUGUGGGAGUCCCCAUUCAAGUCAGUGAUGGCAUAAUGGUUGGACUGGCGGCCGUUGUGAGGUUGUCACUAUCUGGGCAAGCGCUAAAGCCGUAAACCCUGUCUAUUUCAGAAAUGUCUCUUCAAAUCUGAUUUUAAACCCAACCUUAACCACACUGCUUACCUUAAAUCUAAACUUUAAUUAAGUUAAAUUUUGUUUUCAUACAUUUUAGCAAUUUGGACUUUGCUGCUGGCCCACCUAGUGGGAAACCCAUUGCAAGUGUACCCAUCAAUAUGUGCUGUGAUUUGUUGAUUCAACUCAACAUCCAAUUAACAUCAUUUGAAUGAUCAUUCUACAUUACCAUGGAAAUUAUUGCAUCACAAUACCAGGGAGUCAUUGCGCAUUUACCAAUCGGUUUACCAGUCAAGUUGCCAGGGUUAGAGGUUUCAAGCCCGUUCUAUUCAUUCUAUUUCUAUGUGUGCUACAAGACCUUGCCUGUUUCAGCAAGGAGCAACAAAGUUUAAUCACGUUGUAAAGAGUCCAUGUUAAUGCAUAAACUGACUCAACCGCACGACUUCCCGGCAGUCCCGUCUUCAGUCAGCUGUUCGUGCCACAAUAAUACAAAUAAAUAAAUGGUUUUUGAAGAGAAACGUUAUUUUAUUUUCAUGACUGUCUUCAUCCAUAACGGUCGGUUAUACGGUAAUUGUGCCAGCCCUAACGUAACAUGUACUUGCAUCUAUCUCACUCUUGCCCUCUCAUUCUUUCAUGUCUGCACACUCUAAAGCCUGGGUAAGGAACAGGAUUGAUCUAUUUGGUGGGUCAGAGGAAAAUGAACAAUCACAAAAGUUUAAACCUCUGGUCUAACUGAAUGGUUCUGUGUCUCUUCCCUCCCUGCCCCUCAGAUGAAGCUGAAGGUGUCCACCCCAGACAGACAGAGGCUGGGUCAGAUGGACCGGAGAGUCCUGACUGUGUCCCUGGACAAGGAGAACCAAUAGACUGACGUGGCAGAAGAACAUGCACAAACACUAACUGACCAGUGUACAGAAUCUUGCCAUUUUUCUAUAUCUUUCUAAAAAAACAAGCCUUUUUUAAAAGUGUACAGCCUUUUUUAACUGACUUUUUCAAACUGCUAACAAAUUAUAAUUUGUGUACAUGAUGUUUUUGGAAGUGCCAUCGAUACGAUUUGUCUGACAGUUUUUUUUCUUUGCAUUUAUUUCAAACGUCCAUAUCAGUGUUUUUGCUAUCCUGUCCUUUUUAUGUAAAUAAAUAAAUAAUACAUUUGCUUUCAAUCGGAAUCCGUUUUUAUGCUCUUAAUUGGAAUACGCCUUUGGGCGG
Molecule: messenger RNA, 11139 nt
Organism: Coregonus sp. 'balchen'
Lineage: Eukaryota; Metazoa; Chordata; Actinopteri; Salmoniformes; Salmonidae
Source: the annotation of a GenBank genome assembly